Molecule: messenger RNA, 1798 nt
Organism: Kogia breviceps (pygmy sperm whale)
Lineage: Eukaryota; Metazoa; Chordata; Mammalia; Artiodactyla; Physeteridae
Gene: FAXDC2
Product: fatty acid hydroxylase domain containing 2
Biological process (GO): sterol biosynthetic process
Cellular component (GO): endoplasmic reticulum membrane
Molecular function (GO): iron ion binding; C-4 methylsterol oxidase activity
Source: RefSeq, a predicted model, not a curated record
GCCAGCAGAGUAAUAACAGGGUGAGGCGGCAGCACAGCGAUAGCAGCUGCCGACGUCGGGGCUGAAGGAAGAGAAAGCGGUCUUGAGCUGUGCCAGGACCUUGGAGGAGCUGGGAAACAGCCCACUGCAGAGAUGAAGGGAAAAGCUGGAAGUGUGCCACACAAUGAGAAGCAAAAGCAGGAGGGACACAUCUGGGGCUCCAUGAGGAGGACGGCUUUCAUCCUGGGCUCUGGCCUUCUCUUGCUUGUGGCCCUCUGGAACUCAGUCACAUGGCAUCUUCAGAGAUUUUGGGGUGCUUCUGGCUACUUCUGGCAAGCCCAGUGGGAGAGGCUGCUGUCUACAUUCGAAGGGAAGGAGUGGCUCCUCUACAUUCUAGGUGCCACCCAGGUGCCCCUUCUGUUUUUCUGGACCGUCAGUGGACUUCUACUGGUGGUUGACACAACUGGAAAGCCUAACUUCAUCUCCCGCUACCGAAUUCAGGUCGGCAAGAAUGACCCUGUGGACCCCAUGAAACUACGCCAGUCUAUCCACACGGUUCUCUUCAACCAGUUGGUGAUCUCUUUCCCCAUGAUGGUCUGGCUCUAUCCCAUCCUCAAGUUGCGGGGAGACCCCUGCCGCCGAGAGCUACCUACCUUCCACUGGUUCCUCCUGGAGCUGGCGGUCUUCACGCUGAUUGAGGAAGUGCUGUUCUACUACUCACACCGGCUCCUUCACCACCCAAAACUCUACAAGAAAAUCCACAAGAAACACCACGAGUGGACAGCUCCCAUUGGUGUCAUCUCUCUCUAUGCACAUCCUAUUGAGCAUGUGGUCUCCAACAUGCUGCCGGCGAUGGUGGGUCCAAUAGUCAUGGGUUCCCACUUGUCCUCCAUCACCAUUUGGUUUUCUUUGGUCCUCAUCAUCACCAUCAUCUCCCACUGUGGCUACCACCUACCCUUCUUGCCUUCACCUGAAUUCCAUGACUACCACCAUCUCAAGUUCAACCAGUGCUAUGGGGUGCUGGGGGUGCUGGACCACCUCCACGGGACUGACACUGUGUUUAAGCAGACCAAGGCCUACGAGAGACACAUGAUCCUGCUGGGCUUCACCCCGCUCUCCGAGAGCAUCCCUGAUCCCCCGAAGAAGAUGAACUAAGACACGGCCUGAGUGCCAUCCUAGCCGUGUCCUCUGCAGAGGUCUGCUAAGGUGGCCUGAGGUCUCCUGGUCGCACUGACCAACUCGCUCCUUCAGCCACGCACUCUGAUGACAAACCACAAGGGCAAGGGGGAGGUCAGCUUCCUGGAAAAGCAGGCCCAAGGAGGGGACCAGGGCUCCCCCAACUACCCCUAUCAUCCCAAAGGGGACCAGGGAUUGGCGUUAACGAAAAAUAUAGCUCCCUGGAAUGGAGGCCAGUCAGAAGGAAGAAGCCACUUUGAGAGGGCACCUGGGGGGUCCCUCUGGUCCUCUGUUGUGGAAAGGGAGAGGGACACCAGAUGACUCCUUGGUAGCCCUGGCAAGACACAGAAUGACAAACGUGGCAGGAGGCCACGUGGCUCCAGCCAUAGGUCCUCCUGAUGCCAGGGGGUGGGAGAACCAGAAGAUAUUGCUUUGCCCCUUCCUGUCCCCCAAAGCCUGUCUCAUUCUCUACUCAGGCCAGGGCCAGGACACCCUGGCAACGGUUCUGGGAUCAAGUCCCCACUGCUUCCCAACGCACACGCGCACGCACAGACACACAGUGUGAUAAAGACCCCACUUCAACUCUGCCCCACUGCAACUGGACAUCACCCCUCUCUGAAAAGGAAAAUACCAAUCACAGGAG